This is a messenger RNA of Oppia nitens, 627 nucleotides long. RefSeq lists its product as uncharacterized. The coding region runs from base 1 to 627 and encodes 208 amino acids. NCBI's taxonomy places the organism in Eukaryota, Metazoa, Arthropoda, Arachnida, Sarcoptiformes, Oppiidae. The record is from RefSeq and is a predicted model, not a curated record. The transcript is spliced from 5 exons.
AUGCCAGUGCAAAGUGAAAGUGAUCUGACCCUCUGUCAAAAGCCAUUGUCAUGUACAAAAAGUUCCCUGGACAAAUUAGAUAACAUAUUUGCCAAACUUGUUAUCAUUGGCGAUAGUGACAGAAAAUUUCCAAAAAAAAUCGAAGAUUUGCCAAUGUUUUGCAAUGCAUCACUUGAAAUGAUUAAAAUUGUUGAUCAAUACAACCAACGGUGUAACAAACAGCUCAAUAAACAGGUGAUGUCAUUGUCGGUACACACGGCUCGGACACAAAUGGCAAAUGUCUGUAAAUCGGGUAAAAAACAGGAUCAGCUUAUGGCUGCCUUUCCUUGUGCCACAAAAAGUAAUAAAUCUGUUAACAAGUGUAUGACGAGACUUAUUGACGCUAUGAUUGGCGCACAAAAUCUUCAAAACGACAAAUUAAAAAUAUAUAUGAUUAUUAUCGCUUUAAGUCAUGCGCCUCCCGGAGCUAUGACCAGACAAAAGGUGUUGAACCUGUUAUGUGGUGACUAUGAAGAAGACUCCGAUAAGUGUCGGACAAUGAAAACACCGAAACGUCUAAAAUCACAGAAAAGAACUAAAAGUUUUUUCUUACCCUUAACUCAAUUAUUGGAUAGUUUUCAAAAUUAA